GUUAGGGACUAUUUCUUGAUAUUUCAAGGGAAAUAACUCAUACCAGGAAAUGAAAGUAGAAAUUGGUGUCACAAUGGCCACUGAGGAACUAAAAGUCUAUUUCACCAGGCUCAUGAAGAGCGUUGAAGGUCUGAUGGCAAUUGUGAUCACAGACAGAGAUGGAGUACCUGUCUUUAAAGUGGCCACUGACCAGGCUCCAGACCAAGUGUUAAAGCACAACUUUCUUGGAACAUUCGGCCUGGCUGCAAGUCAAGCCAGCAAGCUUGGGAUGUCUUCUAAUAAGUCAAUCGUCUGUUUCUACGAGCAUUACCAGGUUGUACAAAUCAACAAAUCACCCCUGCUUCUGACAUUCAUAGCUUCCAGUGAAACAAGUACAGGACUUUUGCUAGACAUGGACAACACGUUUACAGACGCUUUAGAUGAUUUAGGCCGGGUAGUGGGUACAACUUAACUGUGCAAAAAACACCGACAUUGUGAACAAUUCAGGUGCAAAAUAUAACUUGAAAAGACAUUUGUCCAUAAAGAUGUGUUUGCAUGUAUACAAGUAUACACCUAGCAAGAUUAUUGGAAGUGGACAUAUGGCUUCAUACACAGUUGUUAUUGCUUUAAAAGUGAAAUUUAUUGCAACAGUCAAUAUACACCUAUAUGCAUGCCGAAUAGGCAAGGUUUAAAUCCAAUUUUGUAAAUAAAUGUACUACUGAAUAUUAGACUGUAAAUUGAUACACUUCAAGUAGUUAAAUUAUCACCCUGGUACUCAAUAUAUCUUUUUUCCUUUGUUACAGAAUUAUGUUUGCAGAGUAUAAAACAUGUGUAACAAAUUUGUACUAAGAAGUGCAAUAAAAUUAUUAUCUGGA
Messenger RNA from Mya arenaria, 854 nucleotides. Its product is annotated as ragulator complex protein LAMTOR3-like. Gene Ontology annotation, cellular component: Ragulator complex. The transcript has 6 exons. Lineage: Eukaryota; Metazoa; Mollusca; Bivalvia; Myida; Myidae. The record is from RefSeq and is a predicted model, not a curated record. Gene Ontology annotation, biological process: cellular response to amino acid stimulus; positive regulation of TOR signaling. The coding region runs from base 50 to 451 and encodes 133 amino acids.